AUGGCAUCCUCUGGUACAACCCUGUGGGCAACAGCUUCGAAAGAAUGGGUUAUUCCUUCGAAGCCCAAACCUGGUCGCAAGCCUAAGAAGGACCCUCCUGUGACCACCGCUGCCAGUGGAGACAAAGAUGAGGCGGACGCAAAGGGUCGACGCAUUCAAAAUAGGGCAGCUCAACGCGCUUUCCGUGAGCGCAAGCAGUCGCAGCUGGCGGAGCUCCAAGCUCGGAUCCUAUCUUACGAACAGGGGGAGAUAGAACGCAACGUCGCUCUUCAGAAGAUCGCUAAACGUUUGAAGGAAGAGAAUGACCGAUUGCUCCAAGAAAACAUCGCGCUCAAGGAGCGAUUGGCUCAGGCCGAGCAGAAGGCCAAAGCCGCAGAGGCCGACAAGAAGCGGCCUAGGGAAGAGUCACCCAAAGCCCACACGCAGGCUAAGAAGAGAGCUAAGUCGUCGAUGACCCCUGGCAUCGCACCCGAAUCCCCUGUGGAAUCCAUUGCAACGGCUUCAUCCCAGAGCCCUGAGCCAAUACCUACACCAGCCGACAACUCUCAGCCCACUUCCCAAUCUGCCUCGUUCCCACAGCAAUACGACAUCAAUGUCGCCUCUCUCGGCGGAAUCCUAGAUUUCUCUUCCGCCGUUAAGGUCGAUACCAUUCAACAGUUCCCUCCAUUCGAUUGCGGCUUCUGUUCUGACAACACACCAUGUGUUUGCCGCGACAUGCUCGGUGAUUUCAAAGCCGACACCUUCGUCGGUCCUACUUCUCUCGUCUCCUUCGAACCUUCGCCGUCUUCAAUUGUCGAUACCCCCUUGGAGCCGUCGAAUCAGCCGGCUCCUCCCCCUCCUGCACCUUCAUCCUCGAUCUUAGACAAUCUACCUGCAUACCAACCACCCGUGCCCCUCCGUCGCCGAACGACAAGACCACUCACUAAGCCGAUAUUCCCUGUAUUCCCCCUUUCUUCCGACUCUGAAGGCCAGGGCGCUGGCGCUCCAACAUGCUCCGGCGACCCUUCCAACUGCGCUGCCUGCGGCGACGACAGCUUUGGUCAGGCGUUCUGUGCAGCCAUCGAAGAGACAGUCAUGUCACAAGAGAGAUGUGGAAAUUGCCCGGGUCGCAAACAGGACGGGGACGGAUCUAGUAGUUGUUGCGGGGUGCCGAUGUUCUGUCGUGGUUGCCCGCUAGCACCGGGUCAGCAACCUGGCACCAGCGCGGACAUUGAGGACUAUAUCCCAACCAACAAAGCUUGGCAGCAGAUUAAGGAACACCCCAAUGUUCAAUUUGCUGAUCUGGCUCUCCUCGCCGAGGUAGUCGCAAGUCGAUCCAAAUGCACUGGCCCACGGAUCGUCACGAGCCCCGCCCCAGAGGUACAGCAACAAGAAUCCAAGUUUUCGCACGCGGGCGGUUCGAAUCCCCCAAGGUUGGUGCCUCAGGAGAUUCUCCUGGAGUGCGGUCGCAGACGAGUGCGCGAGGUACACUCGGAGGCCGUGCGGGAUGCCCUGCGAUUGUUAGACGCCAAGUUCACCUGA
Molecule: messenger RNA, 1521 nt
Organism: Coprinopsis cinerea okayama7#130
Lineage: Eukaryota; Fungi; Basidiomycota; Agaricomycetes; Agaricales; Psathyrellaceae
Exons: 4
Coding region: 1-1521 (506 amino acids)
Cellular component (GO): nucleus; RNA polymerase II transcription regulator complex
Molecular function (GO): DNA-binding transcription activator activity, RNA polymerase II-specific; transcription cis-regulatory region binding
Source: RefSeq, a predicted model, not a curated record